Messenger RNA from Equus caballus (horse), 542 nucleotides. The record is from RefSeq and is a predicted model, not a curated record. Lineage: Eukaryota; Metazoa; Chordata; Mammalia; Perissodactyla; Equidae.
AUGACAGGGUGUGGGAGGGGAGAGCGGCGGCGAAGAGGACGCCCCCCGCGAGUCCCAGAGGUGGGUCGUGGGGACGCCGACACUGGGGCGCGGUCCCUCCGGCCAGGCGCGCAGAAGGGCGGGGUCACAGGCACUGGGGCCACAAAGGCUGGGGAGCCCUGGAGGGAGGCCGACGCGAGUAAGGCGACAGCUCCGCGGGAGGGACCGGGGGAGGCGGCCCAGGGCUCCGGGGACCGGCUUUGGCUCCAGGGCCCCGCCCAGAUGACUCCCGAGCAGGCCGCGAGGCUGGGGAGGGAGGCGGCCGGCCGGGGCGGUGGCGGGCGGUGGGGAACGCCCGGGUGGGAGAGGGCGGGCUCGGCGCGGGGGCUCGGCGGCUCUCCCCCCGCUCCCCAGCCCCCGCCCCCCGGCUGGACAAAACCCGCUCGCCGGCCCGUCGCCCGGCUGGACCAGGAGCCGCUGCCCGUGCCUCCGGCGUCCCCAGGUUUUGUAACACUCAAGAAGUACAUGAAAGAGGCCUCUUUCAUCAAGUAUUCUUAAGUUAU